AUUGGUGACAACUGGAUCACAUGAUUCCCCAGGGGAGCCACAAGGUCGUCAUCAAUCUAUUGGCUCAACCCCAUCCAGGGGAAUCUCGGGUGCCGAAAGGGCAAAUGUCUCCUCAGGGAUCCUAGAUCCAUCUCACCAGGGAAUGGAUUGGACACAACCUCCAACAACUAUGCCAAGAGUUCGUCGGAGCUCUCCCGCUCCAAUAGCACCUCACAUUGUGCCUAAUCAAAUCAAAGGAGUCCAGUUUACGAACCAACUGCAGUCAUUUACAUCUAGUCACAAAGGUACUAUUCACUACUGGUGGCCGAAUGAGCGAACCAAUUCGAACCAUACAUUAGCCAACACUAGCGAUUACAGUCUCAUCCUAUCUGGGUCUUCAGUUCAAAUAAAGAAACCGGGUUUGUUUUCGGUUUACGCACAGAUCUAUUUCGAUGGGAACGUUCAGGGGAUGUACCAAUAUAAAAUCCUGUCCUCAUAUGAAGGCAAGAACAGUCGAGUUCUAGCUCAUUGUGCAACGAUUAUCAGAGUGAAAGGAUACGAGGAGUCUUGUUACACAUCCGCUUUGGUCUCGUUGGGUGAAAACGAGAUGGUGUGGAUUGACUUAAACGAACAAGGCCGGCGGAUUAAUCUCGAUGUGGGGCGUUCGUUUUUUGGCUUGAUCAAAUUUCAAUAA
Messenger RNA from Tigriopus californicus, 673 nucleotides. RefSeq lists its product as uncharacterized. The record is from RefSeq and is a predicted model, not a curated record. Gene Ontology annotation, biological process: immune response. Gene Ontology annotation, cellular component: membrane. Bases 143 to 673 code for a protein of 176 amino acids. The transcript is spliced from 5 exons. Lineage: Eukaryota; Metazoa; Arthropoda; Copepoda; Harpacticoida; Harpacticidae. Gene Ontology annotation, molecular function: receptor ligand activity; tumor necrosis factor receptor binding.